UGCUUCUGGCUCUAGCAGCUUGUCGAAGCUUUGCUUCAGCUUGCUGUCUGACUGUUUGAAUCUUUGACUUCACGAUGGCACCGCUGUCCUUCCAAUCCGGAGUGAAAUACGCCAAAACGCUGCUGCCAGAGACUCUAAUGAGGUCCAUGUCCACAAUCCAGACCACCAUCUCUCGACACAUGCUGCCCCUAAAUCAGCCUCGCUGUUUCAGAGUGUGCACAUACAGCCGGAUGCGGCGGCGAAGUUUGACUGUGUCUUCUCUAGAUGAGCUCCUGGAGCAGGCAGCGAGGGUGUUCAUGAUGUCCUGCCAGUUCCUGACUCUGGUCCUGGAGGAGGACGGGACUGUGGUGGACUCAGAGGAGUUCUUCCAGUCACUGCCCAAUAGCACACUGCUGAUGGUGCUGGAGAAGGGGGAGAUGUGGACAGAGAGCAAGAUUAUUCCAUGCUUCCGUCAGCCAAAGAAGAGUGGGAUUGCCAAACUAACCUUGGAUCUCUACAAACUGCAGCCUAAAGACUUCCUGUGCUGCCUCGCCAUCAGGGCCACGCUGUAUGAGACGUACACGCUCUCGUACGACUUCAGAUUCACCAGGAUCAAACGCAUCCUCAACUCGCUGUUGUGCAACAUCACCUCUCUGACCAGACUAGCCGGACAACUGCUGCUCUGCACAUCCUCCUCACUACUGCAGUUCACUGGAAACGCUGGCCGCUAAAGCCAUAUCUCUUUUUGUUAAAGCAGCUGUUCAGGCGGAUAAACUACAAAGCUGGCUAACACCCUCAGGCUUUCUUUGCAUUACCUCCCUUGACAAAUCGUAGGGCCAAGACGCGGGGCAGCCCAAGUAGAGAAAUCUAGAUAUCCCUCUCUCCAGCCUCCAGUUUAUCUGGGGGGAGACGCUAAGGUGUUCCCAGGCUGGCCUGGGUCUGCCAGACCUCCAAGAAGGACAUGCCUGGAAAACCUCACUUAGGAGAGGCCCAGGAGGCAUCCUAGUGAGAUGCCCAAACCACCUCGAUUGGAUCCUUUCGUUGUGGUGAAGUAGCAGCUCUAGUCAGAGCCCCUCCUGAAUGACUGAACUCCUUUCCCUAUCUCUAAGGCCUGCUAUUAAAACAUAUUUUCCCAGCACAGAAUUUAAAAUGCACUUUAAACAUGUAAAUAAAAGAAUUUGUGAAAAUGUGGCCUUCGAGCUGAUUUUUAAACCAGUGCUCUGAACAUAACCUCCUCCCAACCAGGGUAUGUGUUCAUCAUCAGUUACCAUGGUGAAUUAGCUAGGUAAAAACAGAGACACUAUAAUGACACAGGAAACUCUGACUUAUAGCUCCAGAUAGCUCAAAAGACCAUUAAUCUGGCUUGUAGUACACUCCUCUGCUGAGGUGGGACUGACUGUAAUCAAUGUUCAGACCAUCAGUUUGUGUGUUUGAGACAAACUAGAGAAAACUCGUGUUUGAUUUUCUCUGCCUGAAUAACGAUUGUGUUUGAACUGUCUACAUAUGGAUCACUUAUGUGUGUUUCCAUAUAGCUGGGAACAUUUCUAGACUUUCUAUCAGGUCAGCAUUUUCCUUCAGAUCUGAUUUCAGCUGGAAAGAUUUUUGUAUUGAAUGGGGUUAAUUUGUUUUUGUAAAACAAAUAUCUGA
This is a messenger RNA of Pelmatolapia mariae (spotted tilapia), 1626 nucleotides long. It is a transcript of the gene cidea, whose product is annotated as cell death inducing DFFA like effector a. Bases 75 to 710 code for a protein of 211 amino acids. The record is from RefSeq and is a predicted model, not a curated record. The transcript has 5 exons. Lineage: Eukaryota; Metazoa; Chordata; Actinopteri; Cichliformes; Cichlidae. Gene Ontology annotation, biological process: apoptotic process; regulation of apoptotic process.